Messenger RNA from Penicilliopsis zonata CBS 506.65, 1023 nucleotides. RefSeq lists its product as hypothetical. Bases 1 to 1023 code for a protein of 340 amino acids. The record is from RefSeq and is a predicted model, not a curated record. NCBI's taxonomy places the organism in Eukaryota, Fungi, Ascomycota, Eurotiomycetes, Eurotiales, Aspergillaceae. The transcript is spliced from 4 exons.
AUGAUAAAACGCAAGCAACCGCUCAGGGGCGCUGCAAAGACUGCCCAUGAAGCCAAGAUAGCCCGCCUCGCGGGAGAUGGCCACGAUCCUAUCACCACUGAACUAGAUGCGCUCGCUGCCGCUGGAGCUGCUACCUACGGAACCCUGGAUGAAGCGAUUGCACGAGCCAAGGCGUACCACCAGCAGAAUGAACAAGAUCAUACAACAGCCAUUCUCCUAGGAUGUCUAGACGGAUUUACUGGCGAAUGCCAGGAGAACUUGAUCCGCGAUGUACUUGGACGUGACGACGAGGGGCUUCAGAUCCUCGCGCAGGGGAUCAACGAGUAUAUUUUCUUUCGGUUGAAGGCCACCGGGGCCAGAACCCCUACCGCCUCUGAGUUCUCCUCAAGCUGUGGAAAUGAACCGGACUUAGGGAGGAAUAUCAAGAUAGGAACAGACCAGGGAAAGCUGAAGGCGACCUGUCUGUCGCGCGACAACACUCGGUGUCUGAUCACCGGGAUGUAUGAUGCAGAUGAGGCCCAACAGCUCUCUGCCGAGGACGAUCGGCGAAAAAGCUGGGCGUUUCUGUACCGUUACUUCCCGCGGUUGGAGGAGAUUGUGGACGUUCGAUGCGCCGGGGCAAUCAACACCCCACGAAACGCGAUGACGAUGGCCUCAUUUCUUCAUACGGAAUUCGGCAAAUCACUACUGGCGCUGCAGGCAACUGGCGUAGAGAAUCAGUACCGGCUGAAGACCUUCCCUCGCUUUCCGAGAGGGCUCAAUACAUUCCUACCAGCCAGCCGCAUGGUGCAGUUUUACUCGCACAAUUGGAUAGAUGUUCCAGACCCUUUGCUGCUUGAGAUUCAUCUCACCAUCUCCAAUAUUCUUCACGCCACGGGCAUGGGACGGAUCAUUGACCUCACCUUAGAGGAGAUGGAAGCCUCUGGGGUCGAUCCCCUGGGGUGCUGGGAGCUGGAAUCAAGAAUCGGCCAGUGGCUCUGCGGUUGUGCCGAAUUCCUAGCUCAGGGCUGCAAUAAUCCAUAA